GUUGCGGAGCGGAUCCAUAAACGCUCGCUACUAUUGGAUGAUCUAAAAGAAUAUACCAAUAGCAGUGACUAUUGUUUUUAGUUUGACAAAAUUUUAGAUGGCGCUAUUGACGUCCAUGAGUUUUCGAGGUACACAAGGUUUCGGAAAUUCAAUCUCCUAAAGUAAUUUAAUUUAAUGCAACAAUUAUAUAUAAACUGAUUAUAAAAGAAUAUAAAUAUGGCGGGAGGGAAAAAUAGUCAGACUGGAUUUCAACCGGAUUCCGAUGUUCAUAUAACUUAUGAGGAACAACAGAAGAUUAACAAAUUUGCUAGACAAAAUGCGAAGCUGGAAGAUUAUAAAGAAGAACUUAGAGUAAAGCAGAACGAACUGAAAAAUUUGGAAGAUGCUUGUGACGAACUAGCUCUUAUGGAUGACGAUGCAAAGAUACCGUAUUUUAUUGGAGAAGUAUUUAUCUAUCAUCAUCUUGAGAAAACACAGAACUCUUUGGAAGAAGCCAAAAGUAAGAAAAAAGAAGAUAUUGCAAAAUUAGAGGGCAAAUGUGCAGAUCUAAAGACAAUCAUGUCUCAAUUAAAAACGCAAUUAUAUGCAAAAUUUGGUACUCGUAUAAACUUAGAAUCUGAAGAAUUAGAUUAA
Messenger RNA from Cyphomyrmex costatus, 633 nucleotides. RefSeq names its product prefoldin subunit 4 (gene Pfdn4). The coding region runs from base 217 to 633 and encodes 138 amino acids. The transcript is spliced from 4 exons. The record is from RefSeq and is a predicted model, not a curated record. Gene Ontology annotation, biological process: protein folding. NCBI's taxonomy places the organism in Eukaryota, Metazoa, Arthropoda, Insecta, Hymenoptera, Formicidae. Gene Ontology annotation, cellular component: prefoldin complex; cytoplasm.